Molecule: messenger RNA, 3621 nt
Organism: Pteronotus mesoamericanus
Lineage: Eukaryota; Metazoa; Chordata; Mammalia; Chiroptera; Mormoopidae
Gene: TPP1
Product: tripeptidyl peptidase 1
Exons: 12
Coding region: 91-1830 (579 amino acids)
Biological process (GO): proteolysis; central nervous system development
Molecular function (GO): tripeptidyl-peptidase activity; serine-type endopeptidase activity
Source: RefSeq, a predicted model, not a curated record
CAGCAGAUCUGCUGAGAGAGGGAAUGGGACUGCGAGCCUGGUGAGAAAUUAAGAGGCCUUGGGAAAAGGGGAUCACGUUGGAGGGAAUACAUGUUGGAGGGUGGGCACAAAAUGACAACCUCGCUUCCGCUGAAACCUGCCUGCCACCCCUGCAGCCUCCUAGGGCUCCUAGCCCUCUUCGUCGCGGGCAAAUGCAGUUAUACCCCGGAGCCCGACCAACAGCUGACGCUGCCACCAGGCUGGGUGUCCCUGGGCCGUGUGGACCCUGAGGAAGAGCUGAGUCUCACCUUUGCCCUAAGACAGCAGAACCUGGAAAAACUGUCCGAGCUGGUGCAGACUGUGUCGGAUCCUGGCUCUCCUCAAUACGGAAAAUACCUGACUCUAGAGGAUGUGGCUGAACUGGUCCGGCCGUCACCAUUGACCCUCCGCACCGUCCAAAAAUGGCUCUUCGCAGCUGGAGUCCAGAACUGCCACUCAGUGACCACACAGGACUUUCUGACCUGCUGGAUGAGUGUCCGACAGGCAGAGCUGCUGCUCUCUGGGUCUGAGUUUCAUCGCUAUGUGGGGGGACCUGCAGAGACCUAUGUUGUAAGGUCCCCACAUCCCUACCAGCUCCCGAAGGCCUUGGUCCCCCAUGUGGACUUUGUGGGGGGGCUGCACCGCUUCCCCCCCACGUCAUCCUUGAGGCAACGCCCUCAGCCACAGGUGGCAGGGACUGUUGGCUUUCACCUGGGGGUGACCCCAUCCGUGAUCCGUAAGCGAUACAACUUGACAGCACAAGAUGUGGGCUCUGGCACAACCAACAACAGCCAAGCCUGUGCCCAGUUCCUGGAGCAGUACUUCCAUGACUCAGACCUGGCUCAAUUCAUGCAUCUCUUCGGUGGAAACUUUGCACAUCAGGCGUCAGUAGCCCAUGUGGUCGGACAGCAGGGCCGGGGCCGGGCCGGGAUUGAAGCCAGCCUCGAUGUGGAGUACCUGAUGAGUGCUGGCGCCAACAUCUCCACCUGGGUCUACAGUAACCCUGGCCGGCAUGAGUCACAGGAACCCUUCCUGCAGUGGCUCCUGCUGCUCAGUAACGAGUCAGCCCUGCCACCUGUGCACACCGUGAGCUACGGAGAUGACGAGGACUCCCUCAGCAGUGCUUACAUCCAGAGGGUCAACAACGAGUUCAUGAAGGCUGCUGCUCGGGGUCUUACCCUGCUCUUUGCCUCAGGCGACAGUGGGGCUGGGUGUUGGUCGGUCUCUGGACGACACCAAUUCCGUCCUAGCUUCCCAGCCUCUAGUCCUUAUGUCACCACGGUGGGAGGCACAUCCUUCCAGAAUCCUUUCCAAGUCACAAAUGAGAUUGUUGACUAUAUCAGUGGCGGCGGCUUCAGCAAUGCGUUCCCACGGCCUUCAUACCAGGAGGAAGCUGUAGCCCAUUUCCUGAGCUCCAGCCCCAACUUGCCACCAUCCAGUUACUUCAAUGCCAGUGGACGUGCCUACCCAGAUGUGGCUGCACUCUCUGAUGGCUAUUGGGUGGUCAGCAACCACAUUCCUAUUCCAUGGGUGUCUGGCACCUCGGCCUCUACUCCAGUGUUCGGAGGGAUCCUGGCCCUGAUAAAUGAACACAGAAUCCUCAGUGGCCACCCUCCUCUCGGCUUUCUGAACCCCAGGCUCUACCAGCAGCGCGGGGCUGGACUCUUUGAUGUAACCCAUGGCUGCCAUGAGUCCUGUCUGAAUGAAGAGGUGCAGGGACAGGGUUUCUGCUCUGGCCCUGGCUGGGAUCCUGUGACAGGCUGGGGAACACCCAACUUCCCAGCUCUGCUGAAGACAUUAAUCAACCCAUGACCCUUUCCUACUGGGAGAGUGGGCCUGUCCCUGGCCCCGCAGCUGGUAACUUGUUUCCUUGUUCUGCACUGUUGGAAGCCCUGCUAAUCCUCACCUGCUGCAGACAAGCUUAUCUCCCUAACACCUGAAAUACUAUGAGUGUGACUUGGUUCCCAGCCCUACCCUUUUCCAUCAUACUCAGGUCUCCCUACCCCCACCUCAGGUCCCUCUGCAUAUGCUAUAACCAGUACUAUUUGGGAGCAUCCCCCUCCCCCACCCACUCCUUUCUCUUUGCAACCAGACUUCUCCAAAGGGUCGUCUACACUGUGUACAUGAUUUUACUUCAUGUUUGCACCUCAAUUCAUUGCAAUAGGACUUCUGCUCUCACUAUUUUACUCUUUACUCCCCUGACUCAGAAACAAUGGUCUCCCUGCCAUUUCAUCAAGUGCACACUUCCCAGUCUUUGCUUAUUUCUGUCAUAGUUGCCCACUCCCUCUCCUUCCUUAGCUUCUAGGGAUUACGUUCUUUUCUGGCCAUUCCAUCUCCCUCUGCUUUCUCAUUGAAUCUUGGUGUAUUUCAUUACUGCAACCUCAGUCUUUUGCUCUUCCCAUUCUACUCAGUCCCCUAGAACAAAUCAGUUAUUGUCAUCCACAGCCAUCACCAUCUCACUAAAUCAGACUUUUUAUCCAACAGUGAUGGAUACCUCAAAUGCAAGAUGUGCAGUUCUCAACAUUUCAUCUCUCUCCUUUGCCAUCCCAAACUAUUCCCUUUUGUUUCUUCUUGGUAAACGAUACUAUGCUUCUAACCAAGUCAGAGAGCUAAGUGACAUUCUAGACCCCCAUUUCCUUCACUUCUCCCCUUCAAUUAACAAGACCUACUGGCUUUACCUCUUAAAAAUAUCUUUAUCAAUCCACAAGCCCUGCCAAUUUUAUUUUCCAUGUAUAUCUAAAACUCGUCUAUAUUCUCUUCAUCUCCACUGCUACUACAUUAGCUUAAAGCCAUAUUCUCUCUCCUCUGCAUUGUAGGAGGCUCUUGGAAAAAAAAAUGACCUUCUUCCUGCCCUUCCCUAAACUAUCUUCCAGAGUAAAAUGAAAAUCUCAUCAAGCCAUUUACUUAAGACCCUUCACAAACUAUUGUAUAAAGUUCACGAUUUUUAUCAUGACUCACAGACCUGAUCCCUUCUUUGCUAUUUGUUCCUUAGUAACAAAUUGUUUAUCAUCCCCUGCUCUCCCUCCAAACAUAUUCUUUCACUUUUGCUCUUCCCACUACCCUGACUCCCCUUUGUUUGGUUGAUUUCCAGGAUUCUUUCCAGACUCAGCUCAGGAGCCACCUUCUCUUCUGAACCUUUUUGCUCCCUGAAGCUAGUUGAUUUUGGUAUGGCUCAAAAUAUCCUAGAUUUUUGAAACCAAACCUGUUUGAUUCUUGUUUCUAAUACAAACUAGUGGAGCAUCUUGGGCAACUAAGUUCAUCUCCCUAAGCCUAUUCCUCACUUGUUAAGUGGAGAUGUCUAUACCUCUCAUAAUAAUCAGUGAACAAUUAAGUGGAAUAAAGGUAAUGGAGUACCUGAUACACAGAAGUAGGCUGCAGAUGUUAAUUCCCCCCCCCCUUUUUUUGCACUGCACACUCCGUGUCUACCUCUAGUAUUGUAAAUCCCACAUAGUAUUGAAAUUGCCAGUUGAUCUAUUCGCCUCCUUUUCCAAGACCGUUGGUGCCUAGAGGACUAGAAUUUUGUUUUACCUAACUUUGAUUCCCAGGCCCCUAGCUCAGGAUUAACAAAUGGGAGUGAAUAAAUGUCUGCUACAUUGAAAACUU